CAGUCGACUUUUUACCUACUGUCGGUGCCUAAAGUACCAUUGUUUGAUCUUAACGACACCUUGCGAUGCGUGGUAAAAUCAGUGUGUGAUAUUUAUGGAUAUUUAUCUCUCUCUGCUUCGCACAUGUGCGUGUCUUUUUCAACGAUUACUGACGAUUACGUGGAUAUAUGUACUGGACAUACAAUGUGCGUACGUGAUAAUGAAUAAAUAGAAUUAUGUGCAUUCAGUGGUAAAAAAGUAUUUAUUAAGAAUGCUUUAAGAACAACAAUUAAUUACGGUUUAUCGCUAUAAAAGGGACGAAAACCAGAAAGGAGUAGAGUAGCUUGUACCCAUUGUUCGAGCGGAUUAGUACCAGAGUCAUACUUUUAAGUACCAGAACAAGAUGCAGAAAUUCAAGAGAGCUCAGGAGCAAAAUAAAUUGUCCAUUGAGAGACACUUGGAGGCUAAUGCAUUACUGAACUUGUCCAGCGAAGAAGAAGAUGAAACGAACGAAGACGACAUUCAGAAUGUUGUGGACAAAGUAUUGCUAGCGUAUCAAGGACAAGGCACAGAUGCGGAAAAAGUGAUAUCGUAUUUAGUCAAUUCCUUCCAAUCCAGUAGCGCUGUCUGCUUGAUAUGCAUAUCAACCGUUAAGAAAACAGAUCCAAUAUGGAAUUGCGACAAGUGUUACGCAUUUCUACACAUGCCCUGUAUCUUGCACUGGAUCAACGACAGUUUGAGUUACAAACGGGCUAAAGGAAUCGCACCCAUCUGGGCAUGUCCAAAGUGUCGCAUGGAAUAUGAGCAGGAUCAGAUUCCAAGAUCGUACGAAUGCUUCUGUAAAAAAACUAGUGAUCCGCCGUAUCAGCCAUGGAUCAUCCCGCACUCCUGCGGCGAGGCCUGCGGCAAAUCUUUGCAACCGGAGUGCGGUCACAGGUGCGUGUUGCUCUGUCAUCCUGGUCCGUGUCCACCGUGCGGCAAAAUGGUGUCGGUCAAGUGCUACUGCGACAAGCUACCGGCGCAGCCGCGCCGUUGCAACGCCAAGAACUGGAGCUGCGGGACGGUGUGCGACAAGAAGUACGACUCCUGCUCUCACGCUUGCAAGAACUUGUGUCACAGCGGCGACUGUCCGCCCUGCAUGGAGGCGAUGCUGCUGAAAUGUCGUUGCAAGAGUAGUCAAGCAGAAGGCAGCUGCUACGAGGGUACAUGGAUCUGCGACAAACCUUGCAACAGGAAAUUUUCCUGCAACGUGCACACCUGCGAGAGCACUUGCCACUUGCCUGGCGAUUGCGGCAACUGUCUUCUGGAGAAGAACAGGUAUUGUCCAUGCGGAAAGAAACGCUACGACGUCUCGUGCAGGCAGCACCAAGUGCCGACGUGCGGCGACACUUGCGGCAAGUUGCUGGACUGCGGCUCGCACUUGUGCAACAUGAGAUGCCACGCGGAUCGUUGCGGCCAGUGUCUGGAGGUGGUGACGAAGGCGUGCCGAUGCGGCGGUUACACGAAGGAGAUCGCCUGCGCGAAGGAGUUCCACUGUAACAAAAAGUGUACGCAGAUGCGCCUGUGCGGUAGGCACCUGUGCAACCGCAAGUGCUGCGAUUGCACGUCGAGGAACACGUCGAAUCCCUGCGAGAAAACGUGCGAGAACACGCUCAAGUGCCGCAAGCACAAGUGCGCUAUGCCUUGCCACAGCGGUCCCUGCUAUCCGUGCACGAGAACGGACGUUAUACAGUGCCGAUGCGGCGGCAGCAAGAUAACAGUACCAUGCGGCACGAAGAAGAGGAUCAGGCCGCCACCGUGCAACAAGUCCUGCAAGAUUCCGCCUAUCUGCCACCACCCCAAGAGGGAAACGCACAAGUGCCACCACGGGCCCUGCCCGCCGUGCAAAAAGAUCUGCGGCAUGACGUACAAGAGAUGCGGCCACUCCUGCCCGGCCACUUGCCACACGAAGGUCUGGGUGAAGGCGAGAGCGAAUGGGAUGAAGGCACAGCCUGCCGGCCCUUGGGAGAAGCCAACGAAGGACGUCAUGGAGUUGAAGACCUUACCGUGUCCACCGUGCGAAGUUUCCGUGCCCGUGACCUGCCUCGGCGAUCACGAGACGCGCCCCUGGCCGUGUCACAUGUCGAGACCGAGUUCGUGCGGUAGAGCCUGCGGCCGAUUGCUGCCCUGUAAGAAUCACACCUGCGAAUUGACCUGCCACAAGGUACGAACGUCCAACGCGGAAUUCGACGGUGGCACCUCGUGCAUGGAAUGCGAGAAGGAGUGCCUGUUUGCGCGGCCACCCGGCUGUACGCACGCAUGCCCGCAACCCUGUCAUCCAGCGCCGUGUAGGCCGUGCAAGCAGUUAGUGCGGAUCAUGUGCCACUGCGGUAUCAGCACCCUCUACCGCCAGUGCGUCAGCCUGACGUCCGCAACGAGUAAGGAACGUGACGAGUUGCUCAAGUGCGGAAAUCAGUGUCCGAAAAACUACUCGUGCGGCCACCGUUGCGUCAACGAUUGUCAUCCGGGAGGAUGCAAAGGCGGAGAAGACUGCAACAAGAAGGUCAGAUUGUGGUGCAAGUGCAAACGGAUUAAGAGGGACUUCCUUUGCUCGUAUCUGCAGAAGGAGCGGAUUAACGUAGACUGCGACGACGUGUGCGAGUCAUUGAGAAACGAGAGGAAGGCGGCCCAGGAAGCGAUGAUAGCGAAGAAACGAGAGGCGGAGGAAUUACGCAACCGGGAGGAGAUCGAGAAGUUCGAGAAGAAAUUCAAGCCACGGCGGAAGAGGAAGGAUAAGCACGACAGCUCGAAGGAAUCGCGAGAGAACGGAGGGAGGAGGUGGAGCCUGUGGAUCUUAGCGGUUGCUAUUGGCAUUAUAGGCGUAACGAUAGUAUACAUGACGACCCCAGAGUUAAGCGUAUUCGGAAUGAGCUGAUUCUACGGACUGUUCUCUCUGCUAUUGUCAUUAUCAUUAUUAUUAUACAUCUUGUAGAACAUUCCAUUUAUCACUAGUUUAUAUCACUAAAUACUCGUAAUUGCAGCACACGUAUAUAUUUAUAGCCAGAUUGAGGUCUAAUAAUGAUUUGAGAGACUCGAGUCUCUUUUUAUAUAAUUUGAAGAUUCAUAAUUCGCUUUUAUUAAACUUAUACGAGGUGUGAUAAAAUCUCCAAAGAAUAUUUGAAACGAAGUACAGUACUAUUUUAUAACCGAUCCUUAAAUACAGAUUUUAAUAUCAUGCGUAGAUUGGAUACAUUUAUAUACAUGUAUGUUGGUUUCAAUAUUCACUGUAGAUAGUAAAAAUAAAAGUAAAAUAAUAUUUGAUGUAAAAAAACCACAAGGUUUCUAAGUUCCACAUUUAUUCUUGCUAAAUUGAUGUUUAUGUGCAAUGAAGAGGAUCAAAUAAAAUGAAAUAAUGGAGCAA
Ooceraea biroi (clonal raider ant) is the source of this 3379-nucleotide messenger RNA. RefSeq names its product NF-X1-type zinc finger protein NFXL1. Gene Ontology annotation, molecular function: DNA-binding transcription factor activity, RNA polymerase II-specific; RNA polymerase II transcription regulatory region sequence-specific DNA binding; zinc ion binding. The record is from RefSeq and is a predicted model, not a curated record. Gene Ontology annotation, cellular component: nucleus. NCBI's taxonomy places the organism in Eukaryota, Metazoa, Arthropoda, Insecta, Hymenoptera, Formicidae. Gene Ontology annotation, biological process: regulation of DNA-templated transcription.